This is a messenger RNA of Guillardia theta CCMP2712, 2592 nucleotides long. RefSeq lists its product as hypothetical. Gene Ontology annotation, molecular function: microtubule binding. Bases 1 to 2592 code for a protein of 863 amino acids. Lineage: Eukaryota; Cryptophyceae; Pyrenomonadales; Geminigeraceae. The transcript is spliced from 24 exons. The record is from RefSeq and is a predicted model, not a curated record.
AUGAUAGAGUCAACUGACAACUCCACUACUGUCAAGAAGCUCGAGGUCGCGUUUAUCGACACCAUUUUGACUUGCAUGCUGGGGGAGAGCAGGGUUGAGCAACAAAAUGCAGUGUCAAUGAUCAGCCCAUACCAUUCGAUGGAGGUAACAGGCCCCUAUCGAACGAAUCUCUACAGCCAGCAUAAGAUUUCGCAAUCGAAGAAACAAAUCCAACAACAUCAACAAAGCCCUCGAUCUUUCGCUGACUUUUACUUUGUCGGAGGGAAGAAGAUAUUUGUUUAUCCUCCUCGUAAGGCAGCAAGUGGGAUCGAAUCUCGCAGCGACCAGAAUGACCGACAAAUCGAUGACCUGCUUUGUGUAGUUCACAGUGGGGUAGACAAUCUUGAUGCUGAAAGCUCGACGCCAAGCCUCGAGGAGGAGGGCAGAAAGCAGAAGUUUUAUCGCGGACAUGACGCUGCAGUAACCUGCUUGACAGUCUACAAAAACGACAGCUCGUCGUCGAAUAUGAACGGUUGGCUCACAGCUUCCGGGCAAGAAACCGCUUAUUCCCAGAGGAGAGACGCGUAUAGGAUGACUAGAGAUGGAGCAAAGGGCACUAAGAAGGAGGAAGAGAUGACCAGACGUUGUAAGCAUGCCUACGUGUGCUUAUGGAGCAGCCAGACCAUGGAGGAAUUGGGAAGGAUAGGAUACGAAGAGGAGAGAUUUUACGGGUCCAUCCUUUCCCUCUCAUUUUCCCCCGAUGGGAAGCGACUGGCGUGUGUGACGGCAGACGCUCGUCACACUUUGACUGUCUGGGAUUGGCAGCGACAAGAGAAACUUGUCGAGGAGGCUGCGAGCCAGCAGGAGGUGCUGGGAGUGUCUUAUUGCUCCCUCCCACUCCCUAACAACAUUGAGAUCCUCGCGACCUUCGGCAAGCGACACGUUCGAGUUUGGAAACUCCGCGGGCUGGAGCUGAGCUCGAUGGGGAGGACAGAGAUGAUGCAUCGUGAUGAUGCGAAGCCUCGGCUGGCGAUCUGGGAUGUGACAAAGAAGCCUCCUUCCUUUAACAAGCCGAGCAAUAUAAGCAUGGAGCAAGCAGCUUCUGAAAGCUACCUCAAGACCUUGUGGGCGUCAAAGCGUCCUGGUUUCAUGGCAGGAGAGGGCAAGUCAGUCUUGAUUCCUGCCCAACAGACCAGCAACCGCUGGUCAGGAAAGUCGUACGCAGCUCACUUGCCAGAUGCAGCUGCCAUUGCAGACGGGGAUAAAAGUUAUCGCAUAAUGCAAGCGAACAUGGUUGAAGAUCCAGGCGAGAAGAACGUGGGGUGGGAGGCCAAUGUAUUGCUUCAAGUCAUCCAAUCGCGACCCGACUUUGACCCACGAGCCACCACCAAGAGAGACCUGCGGUUUCAGGAAAAGUUGAUCAAGUGUCUGCCCUCUCAGCCGAGCAUUCAUGGUAGGAUGGCAGUCUUUGAAAUGCCCGGCACGGAAGAGGGGGCAGGACGCGUAUCAGAGCAUAAAGCAGGUCGCUCCACUGACACUUCAAGAGGAACGCGCCUUUGCGAUGCUGGAGGAGAAAGGCUGGAAGAGACCGUUCCUCGCAAGACAAACGGAAAACCCCAGAGUCACAUCGAGUUUUGCCUUCCAAGACAAGAUUACAGCGACAAGAGCAAACAACCUGAAACUGAUAUCAUUUUAUUGUGCGGAGGGUCAGAUGGAAGGGUAUACCGGUUCCAAGUUACGACGGAUAGGAAGGAACCGAACCUGUUUGACCAGAAGGUUUCUCAUGUUUGGAGUGAUGGCACCGAAGCUCCCAAGAUAAAUCUUCUCGAGGUUCAUCUGGUUGGCCCUGUAAACGCGAUUUUCACGUUCAAAGAUGGGACUUUCUUCACCGGAGGACAAGAUGCAAUGCUGAAACUGUGGAACUCGAAUAUGAAGCCUUUCUAUUCCAUGGAGAUCGACGGGUGUAUAGCCGAGUGGAGGUUGUCGAAUGCCGUCCGCCAUUUGGAUGUGUUUCGCUACGAGUCCACCAAGCAAGGGAUUCGCCUGGAUCGCGCGAUAGUCGCGGUGGGGACUGACAACAGUGAGAUUCAUAGGUUCCCUGUGGAGCCGACAAGAUUUCGUGAGAUGGAGAAAGAGUGGUCGCCUCUUGACCCCUUCUCUGUUGUCUGGGCAUGGAGGGAUCCUAUCCAGGAUCAUUUUGUCGGUUUGUCCAUAUCAUAUACCAGAUUGCUUGCUGCUCCAAGUGGCGUCGGCGACGGAUACGCGGCAAUGUGCACGAUGAGAUCAGAUGCCUCUGCCCCAUCAUGCUUGCAGAUUUACAACGACUUUCUAGACCCACUUCCACACAGAGUCAACUUUGAGGAAGCUUCUUUCAGUGUCGACUACAACCCGGAUGGGUCACUGCUGGCGGUGGGGUCAAGAAAUGGAACCGUCACAUUCGUUUCUCACUCCACUGCCACAAAGCUGCACACUGUCGAAGUCUCGACCCAUGCCAUUCGCCAGAUUCGCUUUGGCCCGUGUGGCAGGAAGCUUGUUGCUGUUUCUGACGAUCGUAAAGGUGAGGCGGAGAUUGUGAGAUCUGAAACAAGAGAAUACAGCAAAGACUACAUCUGA